Hypomesus transpacificus is the source of this 1609-nucleotide messenger RNA. RefSeq names its product syntaxin 11a (gene stx11a). Gene Ontology annotation, cellular component: plasma membrane; endomembrane system; presynaptic active zone membrane. The record is from RefSeq and is a predicted model, not a curated record. Gene Ontology annotation, biological process: exocytosis; synaptic vesicle fusion to presynaptic active zone membrane; intracellular protein transport. Bases 208 to 1077 code for a protein of 289 amino acids. The transcript is spliced from 2 exons. Lineage: Eukaryota; Metazoa; Chordata; Actinopteri; Osmeriformes; Osmeridae. Gene Ontology annotation, molecular function: SNAP receptor activity; SNARE binding.
GUGAUUUCCUUCCGCGUUAACUUCCACCUGUUUCGACAUGUUUUACCACUGAGAAAAGUAUACUGGGGAACUCCCAUAAAUUAGACAGUGGGCCGAUUCCUUUACAUGUUGAGAUGAUGACUAUAGUAAGAGAAAUGGGGAAAUGAUUCUGAUUGCGUUCGUCUACUUUUUAAUGAGUUUGGCAGCGGAGGCACGACCCAAGGUGAAAUGAAAGACAGGCUGAGUGAAUUGCAAGGGUUCCCCUCCAAGCCUUCAGAAGCUGAGGAGGGCAGGCCCGAUGAGGACGAUGGCGAGCUGGAGCAGCACGCCAUGGUGUUCCAGGGAGAGGACCUCAUGGACAGCACUUUCAAGGAGGCCCAGUCGCUGCGGAAGGAGAUCACCCUGCUCAGACUGGACGUGAAACGUCUGGGGAAGCAGAACACUCGCUUCCUCACUUCGGUCCGACGGAUCAGCAGCAUUAAGCGAGACUCCAACGCCAUCGCCCGAGACAUCAAGGCCAGAGGGGAGGUUGUCUACGCUCGCCUGGAGAAGCUAUGCAAGCAGUGUAAGGACCUGGAGGACGAGCAUGGGGUCCAUGCGGCGCUGGUGCGGAUAGUGCGCUACCAGUAUGUCUCCAUUACCAACGUCUUCCACGAAGCCAUGUCGGAGUACAACGAGGCCGAGAUGGCCCAGAAGGAGAACUGCAAGACCCGUAUUCAGAGACAGGCAGAGAUCAUGGGGAAAGACCUGACAGGGGACCAGAUCGAGGAGAUGAUCGAGACGGGGAAGUGGAACGUGUACUCGGAAAACCUCCUGACGGAUGCCCGCACUGCCCGCUCGGCUCUUGCCGAGAUUCAGAACCGUCACAAAGAACUGGUGGAGCUGGAGAGCCGCAUCAAGGACAUUCAUGAACUGUUCUUCCAGAUGGCCCUGCUGGUGGAGGAGCAGGGAGCCAUGCUGGAUAACAUAGAGAAGAACGUGCUGGAGACACAGGACUAUGUGGAAAAAGCCACUACACAGAUCAAGAAAGCUGUGAAGUACAAGAAGAGCAACCCCUGCAAGCGCCUGUUCUGCUGUUGUUUUCCUUGCUGCAACUAGCCAGACAAAUAUCAGUGUUAGCGUAUCUACAUUGGAGAUCCAAACCAUUUCUUUCUUAGAGUGUUUUUUUCUGCCAUGAAUAUGUUCUUUAAAGGGGUUGAACUCUGACAGGGCUGAAAACUAGCUUGAUGCAUGUUGACUUACCAUGCAACAUGCAGUUUGAUGCCUUGCUUUCCGGUUUUGCACAAGACAGUGUAUGUAAUUGAGCAAGGCCUUUGCAUUGAUGGUUCAUUUCAAUAUCAGACCACAGCCCCAGCCAUGCAAAUACAACAGUGUGAUAUAAGAUGUCAAUUUUAUAUGAGAAGCAGAAAACAUUUGCAUAAUGCUUGCAGUAAAAACUAGAGCAUUGUAGCACAAUGUUUUAUAUUAUCCUUACAUUAUUUUACAUUUGUAAUGUGUGUGUGAUUUAAUGUUCUGAAAUUAAAUAGCUUAUAAUAAUAUAAUAAAAUGAUAUAUCUAUCUAUCCUACUGUGUUUAAUUAUCAGUGAGGACGUCUAUAGUUUGUUUUUACAUGAAUUCAAAAGAGAAGUGA